Messenger RNA from Lolium perenne, 846 nucleotides. RefSeq lists its product as uncharacterized. NCBI's taxonomy places the organism in Eukaryota, Viridiplantae, Streptophyta, Magnoliopsida, Poales, Poaceae. The record is from RefSeq and is a predicted model, not a curated record. Gene Ontology annotation, molecular function: protein binding.
ACACCUGCCCUGCCCUGCACUGCACCCAUGGCGCCCGCGGUGGCCGGAGUUAUCGCGAUCGUCCUGCUCGCGGCGGUCGCUUCGACCCUGGCGGUGGCGGGCCUGUCACCCGACGCCGUGGCGCUCCAGGCCUUUCGGAUCGGGCUGCAGGACCCCGACGGCGUGCUGCAGAGCUGGGACCCGACGCUGGCGGACCCCUGCACCUGGUUCCACAUCAUCUGCGACGCCAACAAUCGAGUCACCCACAUAAUGCUUGGCUAUUCGAACCUGUCCGGUCCACUAUCGCCGGAGCUCGCCAAGCUAGACCAGCUACGGGACAUGAUGGUUCGGGCGAGCAAUAUUCAGGGAACCAUCCCGGAAGAGUUCGGCAACCUGGGUAACCUCAUCAGCCUGGACCUGUCCAACAACAGCAUCUCGGGGCCGAUACCCGCGUCGCUCGGGAAGCUGUCCGCGCUGAGAUUCCUGGACCUCUCGAACAACGACCUCUGCGGCACCAUCCCGACAUCUGGAGCGUUUCAGAACCUUCCUCCCAGCAGCUUCGCCAACAACCCGCGCCUGCGCGGCCCCGGCCAGCAGCAGGACGACGACGGCUGCUAGACUAGAUCGACAUGGCGGCGGCCAGCGUACGUGAGCCGUCAAUCGGCGCCCAAGGUUACUACCAGAGCUAGCUGGGAGGGUCGAUGUAGCUAGCUAGCUAGCUGGAUUCAGUGUGCGAGGUUUAAUUAGCUACUAUGUCUGUGUGUAUGUGCUACAGCAGGGUGGGUGUCUAUCUCUUGUACGUACGAUCAAGAGGUAAAUACCAGCCUCCAUAAUGAAAAUAUGAAAUCCAUGCGUUGCCUUCCUUUU